CUGUAUUUUACCUGUAAAGAUUAUCACCUUCAUAGCUAACGGUACGUUCUGCAUAUUAAAUGACAGAAUCUGAUCUAACGCUAUUUAUAUUGCUCUGGUCUCGGGUCUGUCCGCUGGAGGUUAGUGUUAGCUAUGUGUAUAUAGUAAACGUUUCUGGAUUAUUGGGAGUAUUGUGAAGUAUUGUGGAGUAUUGUAGAGUAUUGUGGUUAGUCACAAUGACUAGCUAAGCUCCAGCUUUUAUAUCAGCGGUCAGACAGUCCCGCCCUGUAGUUCAGCCCCGCGGGCCGCAGCGGAUUUCCUGCUCAUGGAGGUUUUGGUGAAGUUGUGUCGGACGCCGGGUUUUCUGUCACUCCGCCUGUCCGCCUCUCCCGUUACUGUUCUCCGCCGAGCCAUGGCGGACCAGCCCGUCUCCCGGUACGAUCUGCUGGUGGUAGGUGGAGGAUCCGGCGGGUUAGCCGGUGCACGGCGGGCUGCGGAGCUCGGGGCCACCGCGGCCGUGAUCGAGAGUCAUAAACUCGGAGGUACCUGCGUAAAUGUCGGUUGUGUUCCAAAGAAGGUUAUGUGGAAUGCAUCUUCCCAUGCUGAAUUUCUGCAUGAUCAUGCUGACUAUGGGUUUGAAGGGGCGUGUGCACGCUUUAGCUGGCAGUCGAUAAAAAACAAACGGGAUGCUUACGUUAGUCGUCUGAAUCAGAUAUACCGCAACAAUCUUGACAAGGCCAAAAUUCACACCAUUCAAGGCCACGCGCGCUUCACUGGUGAUCCAGAGCCGACUGUUGAAGUCAGUGGGAGGAAAUACACAGCCUCACACAUCCUCAUCGCCACCGGCGGACGCCCGUCUACAGUCAGCGACGAGGAUGUACCAGGAGCAAGUCUUGGCAUUACCAGCGAUGGGUUUUUUGAACUUGAAUCGUGUCCCAAGCGUAGUGUUAUUGUGGGGGCAGGAUAUAUUGCUGUGGAAAUGGCUGGAAUCCUGUCCUCUCUAGGGUCCACAACUUCCCUCAUCAUUCGUCAGGGUGGGGUGUUGAGGAACUUUGACGCUUUGAUCAGCUCAAACUGCACACGAGAAUUGCAGAAUAGUGGUAUUGAUUUGUGGAAGAACACUCAGGUACGGUCAGUUCAUAAAACAGACAGCGGUCUUAAAAUCGUGCUGGCUACAAAAGACCCAGAAGAUAAGGACGUAGAGGAGAAGACGAGCAGCAUCGAGGGGGUGGACUGUCUGUUAUGGGCCAUCGGGAGAGAACCCAACACUGCUGGACUCAACCUCGGUCAGAUGGGUGUAGAUCUGGAUUCAAAGGGACACAUCGUAGUGGACGAGUUUCAGAACACCACUCGCAAGGGCAUCUAUGCAGUCGGGGACGUCUGUGGGAAAGCUCUCCUCACACCAGUUGCGAUUGCAGCCGGCCGUAAACUUGCACACCGGCUGUUUGAGGGUAAAGCGGACUCUAAAGUGGAUUACAGCAACAUUCCUACUGUGGUCUUCAGUCACCCGCCGAUCGGCACUGUGGGACUAACCGAAGAUGAGGCGAUUAAGAGUUGGGGAAAGUCGAGUGUGAAGACGUACACCACUUCCUUCACUCCGAUGUACCACGCCAUCACCACGCGGAAGACGUUAUGCGUUAUGAAGCUGGUUUGUGUGGGAAAGGAGGAAAAGGUGGUGGGACUGCAUAUGCAGGGCGUCGGCUGCGACGAGAUGCUGCAGGGCUUCGCUGUAGCGAUCAAGAUGGGAGCCACUAAAGCAGACUUUGACAAAACUAUUGCCAUUCACCCGACGUCUUCAGAAGAGCUAGUGACCAUGCGCUGACCAAAUUCCUUACAGAGAGAGAAAACCCCUGAAUUCGGCGUUUACCGUUAGAUAUGCAGUACUGUCUCCUGUUCAGUCUGUGUGUGUAUACAUUUGUUAUGGUUGCCUGUUAUAAAAAAAUAUAAUAUAAUAUAUGUCUGAGAAAUGUAUUGUAUAGAGUGCCUUCAAGAACUGUUGGCACUUUUAAAAGUACUUCUAAAGUAUUUUAAGUAAUUAGAGAUAUAUUAGAGAAAUGUACCUUCUUAAAAGGGAAAUAUUUUCCAAAAGCACCAAAAUACACGUUGAGUUAUGUUCACGUUAUCAGUUUCAAGUGGCUUAAGUUUAGAUUUUGUGCCUUAAUGUGACACAGAUCGGAUUUUUUCCAGGGCUGUGUCUCUGUUAUGUUUAAUCCAGUCGUUUCAAAUCAGAUUUGAGUCGCUUUAAUAUGUGGUUUUUGAUUUCAUUCAUAUCAGAUUUGUGAGCAGAUUAAAAUUCCUGCAUCUUUUUACCUGUAUGCAUGUACUUAGUGCUGUUGUACCAAAUUCCGACUCCCUGCUAAAAUCAUUACCAAUUAUUAUCAGUUAUUAUUAAUAAUUUCUUCAGACAAUCUGAACAUCUGAUUUUGGCAGUGAGUUAAAAUUCAGCAUAACACAGGUAGCAAAGCAGUAGACAUGCAUAAAUAUAAUAUGUGCUUUUUCACAGACAUUCAUUGUUUAAAUUACAGAUAGAUACAGAUCCCUUACAUUUAUGAAAGUUAAUCAUUUAUCAAGAUAAAUCCAAAUCUGAUAAUGUGAAAGUUCUUUCAUUAUUUGAAAAUGUUCUGCAUUGUAGAUUAAUACUCAAGUCAUCCAAACUAUGAAGGAAAACAUAUGGAAUUAUUUAGUAAACAAAAAAAGUGUUAAACAAACCACAGUAUGUUUUAUAUUUUAUUUUUUUCAAAGUAUCUUCUCUUGUUUAGAUGAUCAGGUUUGAACAUUUCUCCUGGAUUAUCUCAGUUUUCUCAGCUUUAUGAGGUAGAGUCACCUGGAAUUCAGGCUUUCAGUUAACAGCUGUGCUGAACUCAUCAAGAGUUAAUUACUUGAAUUUCUUGUCUCUUAAUAAAGUGUUUGAGAGCAUCAGUUAAAGUAAAGUAGUGAAGAGGUAGAGUUACAGGUAUACAGUGAAUAUUUAUAGAGUAAUGUUCUAAUCCAGAUUAUGAGAAGAAACAACUACUCAACUAAAUAAAGAAAUAAAGACCAUCAAAAGCGUUAUGAUGAUGAAACUGGCACUUAUCAGGACCUCCCCAGGAAAGGAUAGAAGAGUGAGAGUUUCCUCUGUUGUACAGGAUAAGUUUUCAGAGUUUUCAGCCUCAGAAACCACAAGUUAACAAACAGCUCCCCAGAUAAGAGUAUCUAAAUACUUCACAGAGUAUUUUGGUUUGUUUAACACUGUUUUUAAGUUACUACAUGAUUCCUUAUGUGUUCCUUCAUAAUCUGAUAGAUCACUUUACUAUUCAUUUACUAUGCAGAAAAAAAGUAAAAGUAAAAAUAUUGACUGAGAAUGUGUGUCUAAACUUUUGUUAGCUCUGCUGUCCAAUAAGAAACGCGUAUCUCCACAUUUUGUCCCUUUCUUCCAUCAUUUGAUCUGUUUAAAGCUGCUCUUUAGUACAUAAUUCUGGCUGAAUGGACCAAAUAAGUUAAAGAAACAUGUUCCCUUCUCCUGUAAAGUCACCUUUAUGGAGAUGCAUGUUUUCAUUGGACAUAUUAGACAAAUGUUUUUCACAGCAACCUAACCAUAACCUGGAAUUUGUGUGUCUUGCUGAAUAUCAGUCUGUGUGGGUGUGUUUUUAUUAGUCACACUUUUUUAUUUAAUCAGUUUUUAAUCAAUAGCAGAUUUGCAGCCUGGUGAUUAGCGUGCCUUUCAGACUGAGAGACAGUAAACUGAAGUUUUUAGCCUUGUUAAACAACAUGGUGCUAUAAGAGACGAUUAAUUGCUGUUAUCUUUGAAAAUCGUAUUUAAUAAUUUAGUUUUUAAUUUUUUUGCAUUCCAAACGUAAAUCAGUAUGUUUGUAAAGUUUUAAGAACAAAGAAGUUUUUAAUUCUUAUAUAC
Molecule: messenger RNA, 3868 nt
Organism: Astyanax mexicanus (Mexican tetra)
Lineage: Eukaryota; Metazoa; Chordata; Actinopteri; Characiformes; Acestrorhamphidae
Gene: gsr
Product: glutathione reductase
Exons: 13
Coding region: 305-1801 (498 amino acids)
Biological process (GO): glutathione metabolic process; cell redox homeostasis; cellular response to oxidative stress
Cellular component (GO): mitochondrion; cytosol
Molecular function (GO): glutathione-disulfide reductase (NADPH) activity; NADP binding; flavin adenine dinucleotide binding
Source: RefSeq, a predicted model, not a curated record